AUGAUCGCACCACGGAUCGCGUCACGCGCGGCUCGGCGGGUGCUGGGUACAAGUGGCGUUCCUCGCAUUGCUCCGUCAGCAUCCGAUCUGGCUGACGUGUUUGACGUGUCUCGCGUAGCUCCGUCAGCAGCAAAUCUGGCUGACGUGGCUGACGUGUCUCGCGUGGCUAGCAUGCCACAGUCAGCUGCAGAUCUGGCAGGCGUACGGCCGAUUUCCGCUGCCCGUGCGUGUUCAUCCGCGUUACUGGCACCUCCGUCUACUCGGUUGACUUCGUCGGGCCCGUUGACUCCGUUGACUCGGUUGACUCAGACGCGCGGGUCGCAGUUCGCGUCGGGGUUCUCCAUGCCGCAGCCGAAGCGGCUCGAGGAGAUCAUGUCGGUGGACGCGCUGCGAGCAUGCGCGCCCGACGAGAUCGCCGCCACGUGGAACAACCACCAUCUGGGUCGCACACACGUCAGCACCGUGAUUCCUGCCGCUGCCUUUGAGACGCUGCAGCACCGAGCGAGGGUGUGUCCCAUGUUUGUACUUCCAGUGGCGAGAAGCAAGGGAUUCGUGACCAUGCUCGCACAAGCCCAGAUGCCCCACUUGCUCUUCACUGGUCUUGAGGACUUCAAGGUCCGAGGCCCUUCCGCAUCGCCAUUCUUUACAGUCACACACUACCCCGACCUAGCAGCUGAGAAAGGGGUGGUUCUGGUCCGAGGAGACGUGGUUCUGCCGAGCAAGCUGAUUGAUGAAGAGGCGCGGACACUUCUAAGAGAUCUACACUCUUUUUACACGGAGGACUCUCGCUAUCGCUAUGUAGAAGCUUUUAAUAAGCGACCUGACGAGUUUGAUUAUCGUGCUGUUGUCAGGGCACUCGGUAUUGUUGCUGCUGGAUGGUAG
Closterium sp. Yama58-4 is the source of this 882-nucleotide messenger RNA. The record is from the annotation of a GenBank genome assembly. Lineage: Eukaryota; Viridiplantae; Streptophyta; Zygnematophyceae; Desmidiales; Closteriaceae.